UAAUAGAGAGUACUAGACUACUAGUCGCUAGGAACGCUACUUGUCAAUGUAAGGAAGGCAUAGGAAUUGCAUGCAUGCCACGUGGAAGCAGUCGGUGGGUAGCUUCAAUCUAUAUUUUGGCGGGUGCUUCUCCUGUCUGUAAACAGAAGUGUAAGUCUACUACGAAGUCCAAAUAGUUAGUAGAGAAUGCUAUCAGCAAAGGAAAAACUCAGCAAUAUGGCCAGUGCUGCCAAAGAGCACUUAACCAUCUGCCAGGCUAAAGUUGAAGAAAAGGUCGAGAAAGCAACAGCUAGAACACAUGAGCAAAAGAAGAUAGCAAAGGAACGUAGGAAGGCAAAAGAAGCUCAGGCCAAGAUGGAGCUGCAUCAAGCCAAAGCCAAACAUGCUGCUGACAAGUUAAGACACCACCACUUGCCUGUGGUAGGGACUCAAUAUGGCUACACCCAGCCCCCUGCUGCGAACCGGCCUGUCGGAACCACAGCCACCAUGGCUGGUACUGCGGUUCCUACUUACCCUCUUGGAGGCCACCCUCCUGGAACUUAUGUUUAG
This is a messenger RNA of Mercurialis annua (annual mercury), 549 nucleotides long. RefSeq names its product late embryogenesis abundant protein 18. The record is from RefSeq and is a predicted model, not a curated record. Gene Ontology annotation, biological process: embryo development ending in seed dormancy. NCBI's taxonomy places the organism in Eukaryota, Viridiplantae, Streptophyta, Magnoliopsida, Malpighiales, Euphorbiaceae. The transcript is spliced from 2 exons. The coding region runs from base 187 to 549 and encodes 120 amino acids.